This is a messenger RNA of Dendrobium catenatum, 4485 nucleotides long. RefSeq lists its product as uncharacterized. The transcript is spliced from 4 exons. The record is from RefSeq and is a predicted model, not a curated record. Bases 130 to 4485 code for a protein of 1451 amino acids. NCBI's taxonomy places the organism in Eukaryota, Viridiplantae, Streptophyta, Magnoliopsida, Asparagales, Orchidaceae. Gene Ontology annotation, molecular function: zinc ion binding; nucleic acid binding.
GUUCAGGCGUUACCCGGCAUUGGCUGUCUUGUGCCUGUUCUGUUUAUUUUUCCUUGCAGGUAGCCGACGUCCUAUCGAGGAGGAGCUCAGCGGCAUUAGGUUGGUAUCAAAGCCUUGCUUGACUUGGGAAUGGCAGAUCGUGGUAAAGAACCCAUUACCGAAGAAGUGCGGAGUCUCGACGCACUUUGGGCAAACCAGAAAACUUUUGAGCGCCGGCUGGAUGAGCUAUCGGCCGAAGUGCAGAAGUUAGCUGUGGACAUAUUCCGUGAGUUUAAUCUCAUCCGUGCGAGACCACCACCGAUCCAAACACCGCAAGUUGAUCCCACGGGAAUUCGACCUUUACGGCGUAGAGGUGCAAAUACAGCAAGACCCUUCCGUCACACACAGGCAAUUUUUCAGGAUUUUUCAGAUUCAGAGGAGGAACUGCAGUACCCGCAGGAAAACGAUUUGCUCGGUUCAGACGAAGCCGAUGAAUUCAACCAGCAGCCGGUAGGAUGCCAGAGGUAUCGAAGACCCUUUCCUCCACAUUUUCCGCAAGGAGAAUUCAAGGCUAAGCUUGACAUUCCCUAUUUCGACGGUCGUAUGCAUAUAGAAGAUUAUUUGGAUUGGGAGAAAUCGGUGGAGAACUUCUUCGAUUACAUGGAAGUUCCAAGAGACAAGCAAGUGCGAUAUGUUGCUUGUCGUUUGAAAGGUGGAGCAAGUGCCUGGUGGGCACAGAUGUUACAGAUGAGACAAAGGGAAGGCAAAGGGCAAGUGCGGAGCUGGAACCGCUUGAAACAGCUUUUGAGAGCCCAAUUUCUGCCAACAGAUUAUGAGCAGAUUUUAUACAUGAGAUAUCAACAUUGUUGCCAAGGAACAAGGUCUGUGAGCGACUACACGGAAGAGUUUCAUAGAUUGUCGGCUAGAAACAAUCUAAAUGAAUCCGCUAAUCACCUAGUGGCCCGUUACAUUGGGGGAUUAAAGGACAGCAUCCAAGACCGACUGGAAUUAAAUUCCGUGUGGUCGAUGGCUCAAGCAGUGAAUCUAGCCAUGAAGGUAGAAAUGCAGCAGACACGGUUAGCCAAAAAUUCUUAUAAUCGUCGGCAUUGGCAGGAAGCUAGUGUGUCCGGAAAGGGUAGCAAUCCUGCUAUCAAAACAGCACCGACUGUUGGCCCGUCAGCUCAGGGUCCGCCCCAGAACUUCAACUCCUCAGACCCCCGGAUGCAACCAAAACCGAAAGUUAUAGCCAAGGAAAAUCCAUACGCCAAGCCUUCUACACUCAAAUGCUUCCGUUGUUUCCAACCCGGCCACAAGUCGAAUGAGUGCCCACAGAGACAGCAAAUUAAUCUAGCCGAAGGUGAAGAGGAAGGUGACCCAGAUGCUGAUGAUGUAAACCCAGAUGGAGAGUCGGAGGAUGUGCAUGCAGAUGAGGGUGAGUCUCUAGUCUGUGUGUUAGAAAAAUUGCUCUUGGCUCCGCGUCAGACCGUUGAUUCACAACGCCACUCCAUUUUUAAAACCCGCUGUACAAUAGGCGGUAAAGUAUGCGAUCUUUUGAUCGACAACGGGUGCACUGAGAAUGUGAUCUCCAGGGCUGUAGUGCAAAGUUUACAGCUGAAUACUACCAAGAAUGCUCGCCCGUAUAAGAUAAGUUGGGUUAAGCGGGGAAUGGAUAUUUUGGUCUCGGAAUCGUGCCGGGUCACAUUUUCCAUAGGGAAGCAAUAUGUCUGUGAAGUUUUAUGUGACGUCCUUGAUAUGGACGUCUGUCAUCUGAUAUUGGGAAGGCCCUGUCAAUUUGAUGUGGGUGCAAUAUACGACUGUCGAACUAACGUGUAUUCUUUCGAGUGGAAAGGACGUCGACUCCGGCUUCUACCCACAGUCACAGAAACAAAAACGCACUUGACCCCGCAGCCCCGUCAGUCCGCUGUUCAAAUUGUUUCGGGGGCUGGCCUCCUUCACUGCUGGAAGGAGCAAGCUCCCAUGUAUGCAUUGUUGGUAACCGAACAAAGCCAAGGCUCACCCCUUACUAAGCUGAACAGUAAGAUUCACAAUUUGCUGCAGCAUUACCGUGAGAUUGCUCCCGACAAUCUGCCUGAUGAGUUACCGCCACUACGGAGUAUACAACAUCACAUUGAUCUAGUACCCGGUGCUGUGUUACCAAACCUGCCUCAUUACAGGUUGAAUCCAAAGGAACAGCUCAUUCUCCAAGAGAUAAUUGAUGAUUUGCUGAAAAGGCAAUUCAUACAAACCAGUUUGAGCCCCUGCGCUGUUCCGGCGUUACUUGUACCUAAAAAGGACGGGAGUUGGCGGAUGUGUGUGGAUAGUAGAUCCAUCAACAAAAUCACAGUAAAAUAUAGAUUUCCAGUUCCCCGUAUUGAAGAAUUGUUGGAUAAGCUCACGGGGUCAUCCUUUUUUUCCAAGCUCGAUCUGCGAAGUGGUUACCACCAGAUCCGAAUUCGGCCCGGGUAUGAGUGGAAAACAGCAUUCAAGACACCGCAAGGGUUAUAUGAAUGGAAAGUCAUGCAUUUUGGCUUGUGCAACGCACCAUCCACUUUUAUGAGAAUGAUGAAUGAAAUCUUGAAGCCCCAUCUAGGGAAAAUUUGUAUCGUUUACUUUGACGAUAUCUUAGUUUACAGUAAAUGUUGGGAGAGUCACUUGAAGCACCUCCAAACACUGUUUGAUAUUCUGAAGCAGCAACGCCUAUUCCUCAAUCUUUCCAAAUGCGAACUUGCUGUCCGAGAAGUUCAUUUCCUUGGAUUUAUCAUUGAUGCCACUGGCGUUCGCAUGGACCCUGCGAAGGUUGCUGCUGUUCGUGACUGGCCAUCUCCUACCUCGUUUUUUGAAGUAAGAAGUUUUCACGGCAUGGCAAAUUUUUAUCGAAAAUUUAUUCGAGGUUUCAGUGUGUUAAUGGCGCCAGUGACUGAUUGUCUAAAGACAAAGGAGUUUCAUUGGGGUACAGAUCAGCAGAAGAGCUUUGAAGCAAUCAAACAAGCACUCAUCUCAGCCCCUGUGUUGUCGUUACCUGACUUCAACAAGGUUUUUACCGUGGAAACAGACGCAUCCUCUGUGGGGAUCGGAGCAGUUCUUUCGCAAGAAGGCAAACCUGUGGCGUUCUUUAGUGAAAAGUUAAGUGACACUAGACAGAAAUGGUCCGCCUACGAGCAAGAGCUAUACGCUGUCAUUCGAGCCUUAAAGCAAUGGGAAAUUUAUUUGUUGCAUCAAGACUUUGUAUUGUGCCUUGACUGGCUGAAGGAAAUUGCUGUGCUUGUGGUUGGUCACCAUCUCUGCUUUACUGUUAAUAAAAUUACUUUUUCCUUUUAUCUUCUCUGCUCCGUCUCUCUUCUUCCUCUCAAACUCUUUCAUGGUAUCAGAGCACCGGGAAAUGGGAGAACAAGAAUCGACUUCCUCCAUCCCUCCCGCUUCAACCUCCACAUUCGUCGGUACAUCUACGGAGAGCUCGUCCUGCCGGCCUCUCUCAAGUUCAUCAUCUCAAACUUCAAGAAUCUCAUCCCGCAUCACCUAACUGCGGACAACUAUGCAAUCUGGCGGAUCCAAAUCUAUCAAAAUCUCACGGCCAACGGCUAUGCCGAUUUUCUCACUGGCAAGAUCGUCCCGCCCACCGAUACACAUUCGCAAGAUUACGCUCGCUGGCGCCUUAUCGACAGUAACUUAAUCUCUGCUCUCUUUUCCACUAUUUCUCCGGCCCUCCUUCCCUAUGUCAUUACCUCUUCCUCCGCCCACGAAGUAUGGGAAACCCUCGAACGUCGCCUUCAGUCGACAUGUCGUUCUCGAGUAAUUCAACUCAAGAAUGAACUACAUCAUGUCCAGAUGAACAAUCAAACCAUGCAACAGUAUCUCUCCACCGUCAAGAACCUAGUGGACAACAUCGCCGUAGCAGGAACUCAAAUCGAUCCAGAGGACAUCGUUCUUUACAUUUUGAACGGUCUUCCGACGACCUAUAACGCGUUCAAAACUGCAAUUCGUACCUCAUCCUCGCCCGCGGAUCUUGACAAGCUUUAUUCUCAACUUUGCAGUGAAGAGAUACAUAUUAAUCAUGAAAUCAAGAAGGAGCAAUCUCUCAACAAUUCCACCUCCGCCCUCUAUGCUGCUUCCGUCAAUCAACAAAAGAACUGUGCCCCGAAACGAUUCUUUAAGAACAAAUCUUCCGCCCCUCGUCAAUCGGAGCAGCCGGAUGCAACAAAUACCAAUCAGGUCAAUCGACCAACUUGCCAAAUCUGUGGCAAGAUUGGACACAUUGCAUUAAAUUGUUGGCACCGGAGCAAUUACAAGUAUGCUCCAACGAUCCAAAAUGCACCGCGCGCACUCCUCACACAACCUACGCCUCCACAAAACUGGAUCCUCGACACCGGCGCGACAAAUCAUUUAACGCACGACAGCACAAGUCUACAUCAACCCGUGACCUACACAAGCUCCGACUCGGUCACGGUCGCCAAUGGCUCGUCUCUAUCGGCAUACAAUUCAGCCAUUAAUGUUAAGAAUGGAAAUUAA